Molecule: messenger RNA, 1838 nt
Organism: Nestor notabilis (Kea)
Lineage: Eukaryota; Metazoa; Chordata; Aves; Psittaciformes; Psittacidae
Gene: CHN2
Product: chimerin 2
Exons: 7
Coding region: 1-1191 (396 amino acids)
Biological process (GO): positive regulation of GTPase activity; signal transduction
Molecular function (GO): GTPase activator activity
Source: RefSeq, a predicted model, not a curated record
AUGCAGAAGCUCCUUCCGUCCCACAAGACAGCCCAUUCAAGUCACAUGCCAGAGGUCUCGGCAGAAUGGGCUGCAGCUGCUUCAAAUCUGCUGUCUAACAUCAGAAGCAGUUGGACAAACUGUGCCGUACUGACUACAGUCACGCUCCCCGGCGCCGAGGAAGACAGGGAAAAGAUCUGGGAUCCCAGCACUAUGUUCUCAGAGGAUCUGUGGCUGGAAAAUGAGAAAAGCUGUGCCGUUGUUCACAAGUCGAAGCGAGCAAGGAAGCGCCAAGAGCUCCUGGCCGUGGCCCUGGGGGUGAAGGUGGGAGUCAAGGGGGCACUUUUGUGGCAACCUCUGAAACUCUUUGCCUAUUCACAGAUCACCUCCUUGGUCAGAAGAGCAGCCUUAACUCAAAACGACAACCACUUCAACUAUGAAAAAGCACACAAUUUUAAGGUCCAUACAUUUCGAGGUCCACACUGGUGUGAAUACUGCGCCAACUUCAUGUGGGGUCUCAUCGCUCAGGGAGUGAGGUGUUCAGACUGUGGGUUGAACGUACAUAAGCAGUGCUCCAAAUAUGUGCCCAACGACUGCCAACCAGACCUCAAGAGGAUAAAGCGAGUCUACUGCUGUGAUCUCACCACACUAGUGAAAGCCCACAAUACCCAGAGGCCGAUGGUUGUGGAUUCAUGCAUUCGAGAGAUCGAAGCAAGAGGUUUAAAGUCCGAGGGCCUCUAUAGAGUCUCAGGCUUCACUGAGCACAUUGAAGAUGUGAAAAUGGCGUUUGAUCGAGAUGGCGACAAGGCUGAUAUUUCUGCCAGUAUUUAUCCGGACAUAAACAUCAUUGCUGGAGCACUGAAACUAUACUUCAGAGACUUACCCAUUCCUGUGAUCACCUAUGACACCUAUUCCAAGUUCAUAGAGGCAGCAAAAAUCUCCAAUCCUGAUGAACGACUAGAAGCAAUACAUGAAGUGUUGAUGUUACUCCCUGCUGCUCACUACGAGACACUCAGAUACCUAAUGAUUCAUCUCAAAAAGGUUACCUUGCAUGAAAAGGAUAAUUUUAUGAAUGCUGAAAACCUGGGAAUAGUGUUUGGGCCUACUUUAAUGAGACCUCCAGAGGACAGUACUCUUGCUACGCUGAACGACAUGCGGUACCAGAAGUUAAUUGUGCAGAUCUUAAUAGAAAAUGAAGAUGUUCUCUUUUAGACAGAGAGAGGAAUAUCUUCAAAGCCAUUUGUUUUAAAACGAUUAGUUUGAAGGAGAAACAUUUCUUUGAAUUUUUUUAAACAGAAAGGAGAAAGUUCCUUGACUGCACUUCAAUUUCUGCAAAGUUGCAGAUGGAUGCCAAAAUGUUUAGGGAAAGCCUAUGUCUCAUAGACAUAUGCCUCUUUGUAGAAGGGGGGGGAAAAAGGUCAGAAAAAAUCCUUUUACCUUGUAUCUUUUGCCUUGCGCCAGAUGUAUAUUUGUUUUGAGAAGUUGCAAACAAUUUUAUUGUUAACUUAUUAAGAAACAUAAAACGUAUUUUAAUAUGGCUAGAGAAGCAAAAAGGUACUUAAUCAGUGUUACUUGUAUACGCCUAUACAUUUCCCUUUCCAUAAGACAUAAUUAUAUAUGUCAAUUGUGAAACAGAAUCUAUAUUAUAAAGAUAUUUUUACUUUACCUAGCUGAAAAAAGCAGCAUUUUAUUUUAGCAAACUAAUAAUCAAUGCGGUGCAUUGAUUAUUUUCCACAUAAUUCUUUCUUGCAUUUCUGCUAUGAUAUAUUGAAAACAAUUACCACUAUUGCAGUAUUAUCCUGACAUACCUCUUUUAUUAGGAGUUUUUUGUUUUCUUUGUAUAUUCCAGCUUUUCUUAA